UUGGAGUCAUUCAUGCAGAAACAAAGUUCCCCUUCCAACGCAUUUCGUGUGAACUCCACCCACCCGCGGGCUCAAGGCGAGCACAGGUGAGCACAGGUGAGGCAUUCUGAGCGCGUGAGGCGAGCGGCAGGUCGCGGCGCGUCAUGGCGGAGUCGCAGCUCAUGUGUAUGGAGGACGGGCUCAUGCCCGCCGCGGUGCCCGAGUCCAAGCCGCAGUUCUACUACAGCGAGCAGCACCGGGUGGCCCUCGAGCUGCUGAUCACCGACGGAGACGGAGCCUUCAAGAGCCUCCUGAAGGACGAGAAAAGCCAAGACUUCCUGUCGGCGCGGGAAAUCAAGGCCAUCGCCAGCAGCUUCGUCAAAUACAAGCACGAGGAAGACGAUGGAGGAGCGUCAGCGAGUCGAGACAAACGUGACGACGCCGGGUCGCUGCGCUCCACGUACUGGCCGCAGAUGUCGGACACCGAGGUUCCGCCGCUGGACAUCGGCUGGCCCUCAUCAGGGCGCUUUAAAGGGGUCAAUCGGGUGUUAGUGUACACACACCCGCCCAAAGAGGGCAGCCCACACAUCAAGGAGGUGGUCCGCAAACUCAUACAGGAGUCCUGCAAGGUCGUGGCUAUCGUGAUGGACCUGCUGACCGAUCUGCAGAUUCUGGGGGAUCUGUUUGAGGCGUCCAAGCGCGGCGUCCCGGUCUACAUUGUGCUGGACGAGCAGGGAGCGCCGCACUUUCUGGACAUGUGCAGCCGGCUGCAGGUCGGAGCUCGAGAGCUGAAGAAUGUCCGGACUCGGACCGUGAAGGGAAUCGGGUUGAGUCUGUCCGUGGGGAGAAUCCCGGGAAACGUCCACAGCAAGUACAUGCUCAUCGACGGAGACAAAGUCAUGUUUGGAACGUACAGUUUCUCCUGGAGCUCUUCUCGAAUGGACAGAAACAUGAUCACGGUGAUGUCGGGGCAGGUGGUGGAUUUCUACGAUAAUGAUUUCCGAGAACUUUACGCCAACUCUGACAAACUGGACCUCUUUAAGGAGUUUCACAUCAGUAAGCCCCAAACAGGAACGCUGUCUCGGGCCGCGGUGCCCAAACGCCCCACAGCGGCCACUUCUCGCUUCCAGGUCAAUCUCGGAGACGCCUCACGUGGAGAUCUGAAAGUGCCAGCGCACAAAUACCACAACCCAAAAUACCUGCUAGCGCUCGGACAGAUCCCGGGACCCUCGGAGCCGCUGCAGGACUUCUUCAAUAAGAUGGAGCCGCCCGAUCCGGCUCAGCAGGACCUGGAGAAUCCCACAGAAGAGCUGGAGAACAUCACACCCGCUCCCUCUCAGCCCGAGAAGAAAGAGUCCAAGAAAUUUAAAACACUGACAUUUAGCACAAAGUGGAGGAAGAAAGGGAAGAAGAACCAGACGAGUGACGAGGUUAUUGAAGAUAACGCUGCAAACCCUUCAGACGACGCGUCUAAAAACACGCUCACCAGAGACGAGACGCAAGACAGCCUCAAGAAGAAGAAGAGAGGAUUUAUGAGCAUUUUCAGAAGGAGCUAAAUGAGGAUUGUUUUAAUCAUACUCUUUUAAAUGAGCCGCUGAAGACUAUUAACCCUCAUGUUUACAGAACACGUGUCUCCUGACGUGUUCCUGAGUGUGUUUGUGAUGUGAUUUGUUUGACAGUGAUAGUAAAGCCUUCUAAUGAUGUACAACGCUUGAUAAGGAAAACAAGUAAUGCCUAAAUUACAUUAAAGGGGAGGUUUCUGAUA
Onychostoma macrolepis is the source of this 1744-nucleotide messenger RNA. RefSeq names its product family with sequence similarity 83 member Fb (gene sack1fb). Bases 144 to 1535 code for a protein of 463 amino acids. NCBI's taxonomy places the organism in Eukaryota, Metazoa, Chordata, Actinopteri, Cypriniformes, Cyprinidae. Gene Ontology annotation, molecular function: catalytic activity. The transcript has 4 exons. The record is from RefSeq and is a predicted model, not a curated record.